UAGAGUCUAUUGGCUCUCGAGGCGAGAACAGGAAAGGUACAGCUACUGCUUCAAGAUGUUGCGCUCCAUUCUGCAACGUACUGCUUUGAUAAGGGCAGCUUCAAAGCAUAACAUACCAACUGCUGCAGCUUUUUCGAAUGCUGCUAUUCCACAACCGAUUACAUCGCCCGACAUACACUAUACAGGGGUAUUCAUCAAUAAUGAAUUUCACAAAGCUGAAAGUGGCCGACAGUUCCCAACUGUCAACCCAGCAACAGGAGAAGUCAUUGCAAUGGUUGAAGAAGGAGAUAAAGCCGAUGUAGAGAAGGCUGUGAAGGCUGCUCGUAAAGCCUUUUCUCUGAACUCGGAAUGGAGGCAGAUGGAUGCCUAUGAUCGGGGCCAGCUGCUGUAUAGGCUGGCUGACCUGAUGGAGCGUGAUAGGGUCUACCUUGCUAGUCUGGAGACACUUGAUAAUGGCAAACCUUACACAAACUCAGUCAUGGUGGAUUUAGAGCUUUGUAUUCGCAAUCUUCGCUACUUUGCUGGCUGGGCUGACAAAAUUCAUGGAAAAACCAUUCCAACUGAUGGCCCUCACUUUGCAUACACACGACAUGAACCUGUUGGUGUUUGUGGCCAGAUCAUUCCAUGGAAUUUCCCACUCCUCAUGCAGGCAUGGAAGUUUGGACCAGCACUUGCUACAGGAAACACAAUUGUUAUGAAGCUAGCAGAACAGACCCCACUUUCUGGCCUGCAUGUGGCAAAAUUAGUGGCUGAGGCUGGAUUCCCACCUGGGGUGGUCAAUGUUAUCCCUGGUUUUGGCCCAUCUGCUGGGGCUGCAAUUGCCUCUCAUAUGGAUGUAGACAAAGUAGCCUUUACAGGAUCAACUGAGAUUGGUCAUCUUAUCCAACAAGCUGCUGGUGCUAGCAACUUGAAGCGAGUAACUCUGGAAUUGGGAGGCAAGAGUCCAAAUAUUAUUUUUAAAGAUGCUGACUUGGACUAUGCGGUUGAGCAAUCACACUUUGGUGUUUUCUUUAACCAGGGGCAGUGUUGCUGUGCUGGCACAAGGAUCUUUGUAGAAGAUGCAGUUUAUGAUGAAUUUGUGGAACGCAGUGUGGAACGUGCGAAAGUUCGUACAGUUGGUGAUCCUUUUGAUUUCAAAACUGAGCAGGGGCCACAGGUGGAUGGUGAACAAAUGGACAAAAUCUUGGAAAUGAUUGAUUCUGGCAAGAAGGAUGGUGCAAAGUUGGUUCAUGGAGGAGCCCGUGUUGGUGAAAAAGGCUAUUAUAUUGCUCCUACAGUGUUUGCAGAUGUGCAGGAUAAUAUGCGUAUUGCUACAGAAGAAAUUUUUGGGCCAGUGCAACAGAUUAUGAAGUUUAGUGAUGUCAGUGAGGUGAUUGAGCGUGCAAAUAAUACUUCUUAUGGACUAGCUGCUUCUGUGUUCACAAAGGAUUUGGACAAAGCAAACAUGUUUGCUCAAGGGCUGCGUGCAGGAACUGUAUGGAUCAAUUGCUAUGAUGUUUUGAAUGCUCAGACUCCCUUUGGAGGAUACAAGAUGUCAGGACAGGGGAGAGAGAACUCGGAGUAUGCUCUGCAGAACUACACAGAAGUGAAGUGUGUCAUUACCAAGUUGCCUGUCAAAAAUGCCUAAGCUCUAAAAAAAAUUACAAAAAUGAAAGUUUGAGCAUUCAUGUUCAGAAGGAAGUAAUAAGAGUUACAAGUAUAUAAUAUAUGUAAAGGGAAUCAUUUAAAAGAAAUGUUUCACAUUUUCUCUAAUUGAUUUCCUGAUCAGUUCAGAGUUUUACAUCAGUACAUGAUUACAGAUAAUGUUUUAAUGUACAUUUUUUUAUAACCAUUAGUUGACUGAAAAUAUUAGAUAAAUAAUUUGCAGCUUUAAUAAGAUUAACAACUUUAUACAAUUUUUACAAGAUGCUAGAAGAA
Molecule: messenger RNA, 1917 nt
Organism: Penaeus indicus
Lineage: Eukaryota; Metazoa; Arthropoda; Malacostraca; Decapoda; Penaeidae
Gene: Aldh
Product: aldehyde dehydrogenase, mitochondrial-like
Exons: 10
Coding region: 56-1627 (523 amino acids)
Molecular function (GO): aldehyde dehydrogenase (NAD+) activity
Source: RefSeq, a predicted model, not a curated record